CAUGGCCGGGCUUCCGAAGCUGGUAGGCGUUCCCCUUAAGGUUCGGAGGUUGCACACAGCAGUGUGUCACUAUAAGGGGCGGACGGGCGCUGAGCACCUGUGGCUGAUGCGGCAUCUAAAGGACCCGUUUGUGAAGGCCGCAAAGGUGGAGAGUUACCGCUGCCGCAGCGCCUUCAAGCUCCUGGAGAUGAAUGAGAAGCAUCACAUCCUCAGGCCUGGUCUCCGGGUGCUGGACUGCGGGGCCGCUCCGGGAGCCUGGAGUCAGGUGGCAGUACAGAGCGUCAAUGCCACAGGCGCAGAUUCCAGCUCCCCCGUGGGUUUCGUGCUGGGGGUCGAUCUUCUUCACAUAUUCCCUCUGGCGGGAGCAACCUUUCUUUGCCCUGCUGAUGUGACUGACCCCAGAACUUUACAGAGAAUUUUAGAACUGCUUCCCAGAAGGAGAGCAGAUGUGAUUCUGAGUGACAUGGCACCGAAUGCCACUGGCAUCCGAGACCUCGAUCAUGACAGACUCAUUAGCAUGUGCCUUACCCUUGUGGACAUGGCUGUGGAUAUCCUGCAUCCCGGGGGGACACUGCUGUGUAAAACCUGGGCCGGAAGUAAAAGCCACCUGCUGCAGAAGAGACUGACCCAAGAAUUCCAGAGCACAAAGGUCGUGAAGCCGGAGGCCAGCAGGAAAGAGUCUUCAGAGGUGUACCUGUUAGCCACACAGUACCGUGCGAGGAGAGGCUCGACGAAGCAGUGAGUCUGGCCUCCC
Messenger RNA from Grammomys surdaster, 754 nucleotides. RefSeq names its product rRNA methyltransferase 2, mitochondrial. The coding region runs from base 2 to 742 and encodes 246 amino acids. Gene Ontology annotation, biological process: RNA methylation. The transcript has a single exon. Gene Ontology annotation, molecular function: rRNA (uridine-2'-O-ribose)-methyltransferase activity. Gene Ontology annotation, cellular component: mitochondrion. Lineage: Eukaryota; Metazoa; Chordata; Mammalia; Rodentia; Muridae. The record is from RefSeq and is a predicted model, not a curated record.